Messenger RNA from Lagopus leucura (white-tailed ptarmigan), 2190 nucleotides. RefSeq names its product phosphatase and actin regulator 3 (gene PHACTR3). Gene Ontology annotation, molecular function: actin binding. Gene Ontology annotation, biological process: actin cytoskeleton organization. The transcript is spliced from 13 exons. The record is from RefSeq and is a predicted model, not a curated record. Bases 20 to 1663 code for a protein of 547 amino acids. Lineage: Eukaryota; Metazoa; Chordata; Aves; Galliformes; Phasianidae.
AGCAGCCCUCAGAGAUGAGAUGGAGCAGUCUCCUGCAGUGCGUUCUGACUACUUGGUCUCAGGGAUUAGAACUCCACCAGUGAGGAGAAACAGCAAACUGGCGACACUGGGCAGGAUCUUCAAACCCUGGAAGUGGCGGAAAAAGAAAAAUGAGAAGUUAAAGCAGACCUCUGCAGUGCUGGAGAAGAAAAUGACAGCACGACAAGGUCGGGAUGAACUCAUUAAGAAAGGCCUUCUGGAAAUGAUGGAACAGGAUACUGAAGGAAAAGCCUGCACUGGUGAUGAUGCCACAAGAGCAACACAGAGUGACACUCCAGCUUGUGUACCUGUGUGCCAGGCACUCGACUCUGAAGAGAUGCAGCAAGAGAGUACAACAGCAGCCACGACAGAUGUAACCUCACUUAGUGAAGAGCUGCAUUUGGAUGAGCUGAAAGAAGAUGCAGCCAAGAAACCUUCAGCACCCAAGGAAGAAUUGGAAGAUGCCAGUCUGCCAGCAUCUGAAGACAGUCCACAAGCCUUACUUGCACCUGAAACCACAGAUUCUCCCCAGAAACCGACAGAAGGAAAUCCAGUGCAGCUUCCCAGCCCUCCAUUGCUCCCAGCUCCACCACCUAAGGCAAUCUCCAAAAUCACAAAGAGUGUCACAGGAAGCGACACAGAUGACCCAGCCAUGAAGUCUCCUCCUUCCACUAUCCUGAAGAAUUAUGUAGUUGUUGGCUCCUCUCAAAUCUCAGGACAAUCUGGCCUCUUCCAUUCCUCUGGCCAGAAAAGCUCCGAGUCGCACGUCAGAGGACAGGUAACAACGCCGACUGGCUCCCCUCACCUGGCUGCUGUCCACCUGCCUUUACCUCCCAGCAGAGUCAUUGAAGAACUCCACAGGGCUCUGGCCACCAAACACCGGCAGGACAGCUUCCAUGGAAGAGAAAGCAAAGGCUCUCCAAAAAAAAGAGUGGAUGUCCGUCCAUCCAGAACGUCUAGCAUUGAGCGCAACAAAGAAAAGGAGAACUCCCUGAAUUACAGCAGUGAUACAGAAAAUAAGAGGAAUUCAGUUAAAGAGUCAGAUGAGAACAAAGAAAACAUGAUAAUGAACUCAGAGCUAAAGGAAGACUCUGUUUUUUAUCAGGAUGAGGAAGUUUUGAAUGACUCCAUUAUUUCUGGUACUUUGCCAAGAAAAUGCAAGAAAGAACUGUUGGCAGUAAAACUACGAAACAGACCAAGCAAGCAGGAGCUGGAAGACAGGAAUAUUUUCCCAAGGAGGACAGAUGAGGAAAGACAGGAAAUCCGGCAGCAAAUUGAAAUGAAGCUCUCAAAGCGACUCAGCCAAAGACCUGCUGUUGAGGAGCUAGAAAGAAGAAAUAUACUUAAACAACGAAACGAUCAAACCGAACAGGAAGAAAGAAGGGAAAUCAAACAAAGACUGACAAGAAAGCUUAACCAGAGACCUACAGUAGAUGAACUAAGAGACAGAAAGAUCCUGAUUCGAUUCAGUGAUUAUGUAGAAGUGGCAAAAGCACAGGACUAUGACAGACGAGCAGAUAAACCAUGGACAAGACUAUCAGCAGCCGAUAAGGCAGCAAUUCGGAAAGAGCUAAAUGAAUACAAAAGUAAUGAAAUGGAAGUACAUGCAUCAAGUAAACAUUUGACAAGAUUUCACAGGCCAUAGAAAUUUUCUUCUGAGAAGAAUCUGCCCUUACUUUUUGAUAUUGCUGCUGAACACACGUCAGGGAAUCAUCUUUCCCUAAUGUUCAGUCCUGGAUACCUUGAUGUUGAUGAGAAAGGAGGACUGCGGAUGAAAACUCUGCAGCACUUCAAUAAAGAGGGAAACACCAGAGAUGUUCUUCACCUUGAAGCCAGAAGAGCAAUGGCCUGUUGAAUGGGAUUAGCUGCUGAAAAAGACUGAAGUAAAACUACUUGAAAGAACCUACUACUCUCCUUUACCACUUGUUUUAAACUGUUUUGCAGUCUGUCAUGGAAAAGGAGAUGUGCAUGUACAGGCUUUACCAUUCCAAGGCCUCUGACAUAAUGGACAUGACGCACUGUCAGUCAGUAUUACGUUGACAAGACAUUUUGAACUUACCACAAUUAGUUUGUAAAACGCUUAAGUUCAUGUUCUAAAAACUAAUUUAAUGUAUUAUAAUUUCAUUCUUUUUUUAUAUAUUGUCUAACAAACACAGCUGCAAGCAUUUUUGA